Molecule: messenger RNA, 279 nt
Organism: Trichobilharzia szidati
Lineage: Eukaryota; Metazoa; Platyhelminthes; Trematoda; Strigeidida; Schistosomatidae
Source: the annotation of a GenBank genome assembly
CUCCUCAUAUCAAGAUUAGUAUAAUACCUAAUUUGCAAUGGAUAAACACAAUUCAAUUACCAACUUUUCAAUGUAUUCUAGAUAACUGGAUGUAUUCAACAUUGAACAACUACAGUAUUUAUUUUAUUCGUAUUGAAGAUACGUAUAAAUUAUUCAAUAUUCAAGGGAAUCAAUUAAUUCCAAGAAAUUUAUCUACUAGUACAGUUACAAUAUUGUAUGAGUGUAUACUUGAAAUCAAUGAGCAAGUAUACAGGGAAUCAUUAAAUCUUAUUUAUGAAU